AUGCAAGCACUUGGUUUAGAACUUGAAUAUGUCACUUCGAAGCAAGGAAAUGUUAAAUUUAUACUUGUCCAUGCACCCUUUCGUGUUUUAAUGAAACAAGCAGAAUUAUUAAUGAUUAGAAUGCCUGUACAUAGAAAUGAUGAAGUUAAUUUAAUGGAUGGUUGUAUAAAUUCAAUUUUAAAAAGAAUAAAAUUUCUGAAUCAUAAAGAAUCGCUUAAAAAUCGAAUAGAAACAGAAGAAUAUUUUUGUCAACCAUUUGUUGCUCAACAUUUACAUUGUUUUGUAAAUUGGGAAAAUCCAGACAAUUUCUUCUCUCGAGCUGAUCGUGCUCGUAUGGUCUAUGAUUUAUUAAUUAGAACACGUUAUGAUAGAGGGAAUAGAGUAGACAAAAUGCGUUUUGGAAUUGAAAGGCUUAUUAGAAAUAAUACUUAUUCUGCUGCUUAUCCACUUCAUGAGGAAUUGGAUACUUCUUCAAAAACGGAUGAUUAUUCGACUUGUCCCAGUGAUCGUCAAUUGUUAUACGAAACAUGGGUUAAACUAAAAAAUAUCGUUAAAUAUCAACCUCUAGAUUUAAUUCAAAAAUAUUAUGGAACAAAAAUUGCUUUUUAUUUUGCUUGGUUAGGCUUCUAUACUCGUUGUUUAUAUCCUAUUUCAAUUUUGGGUGUUAUUUGUGUUAUUUAUGGACUUUUUACUAUGAGCACAGAUAUUUCGAGUAAUGAUAUUUGUUAUGGACCAGAUGGGUCUGUUUCUCAAGAACUACUUUGUCCUGCUUGUGAAAAAUUUUGUGAUUAUAUUCCUUUGAAUAGUACUUGUCUUUACUCAAAGGCGGCAUAUGUUUUUGAUAAUUAUGCAACAAUUGCUUUUACUGUUAUAAUGUCUAUUUGGAUGACUGUAUUUGUUGAAUUAUGGAAAAGAUAUCAUGCAGAAUUGGCUUAUAAAUGGAAUGUUUUGGGGUAUGAACCUGAUGAAGAAGUUAUUAGGCCAGAAUAUCAAUAUUAUAAGAGAGCAAAAAUGAAAAUUAAUAGAGUGACUAAAGAAGCGGAGCCUUAUAUUUCACUUGCAGAAAAGGCUCUUCGUAUUUUUGGAUCAGCUAUAACUGUUUUAUUUUUUAUUUGCUUGGUUAUAGCACUUUUAUUUGGAAUUAUUGUUUAUAGAAUAAUUGUAAGAGGUGUUUUUAAUGCUAGAGAAAACAGCGAAUUUAUUCAAUCGCAAGCAGUUAUAUUUACUUCCGCCACAGCUGCUUUAAUUAAUUUAAUAUUUAUUAUGAGUAUGAAUUAUUUUUAUAAUAAAUUGGCUUAUAAAUUAACAAAUUGGGAAUAUCCAAGAACUCAAAGUGAAUUUGAUAAUUCUUUUACAUUUAAAGUCUUUCUUUUUCAAUUUGUCAAUUUUUAUUCAUCAUUGUUUUACAUUGCAUUCUUUAAAGGAAGAUUCGCAGGUAUUCCAGGAACACCCACAAAUUCAACAGGAGGAUAUGCAGAUCCACAUGAACUUAAAGUUGGAAAUAUUCGUUUAGAAAGGUGUGAGGCUGCUGGUUGUAUGGUGGAAUUAAUGAUUCAAUUAAUUGUUAUUAUGAUUGGGAAACAAGCAAUUAAUGGAUUUAUUGAAUUGGCAUAUCCAAUGGUUUGUUAUUGGUUUAGACGUUGGAGACUUUCAAAGCCUGAAACUGAGCAACAAAAAAUUGAAAGAAUUAAAAAAGAGAAGGAACAUUCGCCUGAUACUAAUGUUUGUUUGUGUGAAAAGGAUUAUGCCUUAAACCCCGUCUCUCAACAAUUUCUUUUUGAUGAAUAUUUAGAGAUGGUUAUACAACUUGGGUUUUGUACAUUAUUCGUGGCAGCAUUUCCUUUAGCUCCACUUUUAGCUUUAAUUAAUAAUAUUUUUGAAAUUCGUUUUGAUGCUUAUAAAUUUAUUGUGACUAUGAGAAGACCUGUACCUGCACAAUCUAGAAAUAUUGGUGUUUGGCUUACAAUAAUAAACAUGCUUUCAAAUAUUGCUGUAUUAUGCAAUGCUUUUGUAAUUGCCUUUACUUCUGAUUUUAUACCUAAAAUUUAUUAUAGAAUGACACAAGGAACUUUACACGGACCUCCCUGUUCUCUCGAAAAAUAUAAUUUUACAUUUGAUAUUCCUUGUGCUGAAAAUUAUGAAUUUACUGAUAGUUGGUGGAUUAUUUUGGCUUUUAGACUUGCUUUUGUUUUGGUUUUUGAAUUAAUUGUACUAACUAUUAAAGCAAUGUUUGCUUAUAUAAUACCAGAUAUGCCUACAGAAAUAAUUAAACAACUUAGAAGAGAACGAUAUUUGAUGAGACAAGCAGUUCUUCAAAGAAGAGAUUCUUUAGAAAUAGAUAAUACAACAGAUGAAACAAAUUCAAAUUCUUCUGAUAUUUUGGGUGAUUUUGAGGAUGAAGAAGGAGAAGAGGAGGAAGAAAGGGAAGAAGAAGAAAAUAAUUUAAAACUCCAACAAUUAUCAACAAAUUUUCAAAAAGAAGCAAAAGAAUUUGAUGCAAUGAAAAGAUUAUUUUCAAAAAAGAAAAUACCUUCAAUGGCAACAACAACAAAACAAGAAGAAAAUAUUAAGUUGGGGGAUAUUGGAAAAACUUUACCUUCAACAAAUACAUCAGAAAAUAACAACAAAAACAACAAAUUACUCAAUAAAUGGCCGUCUCCCUCAAUGCUUGUUGUUCCCCCUCCAACUUUUGAAAUGAAAACAGCAAAAUCUAAAAGUAAAAGUAGUCGAGAAACAUCAACAACAAGUCAAAAAAGCAACGAAAUUGACGGAGAAUAG
This is a messenger RNA of Meloidogyne enterolobii, 2778 nucleotides long. NCBI's taxonomy places the organism in Eukaryota, Metazoa, Nematoda, Chromadorea, Rhabditida, Meloidogynidae. The record is from the annotation of a GenBank genome assembly.